AGAGGAGGGCAGAAGCGGUUUGUGGGGACAUCUCCCAGAGUGAUUCAACUUUUCACCAGCAAAGACUAUGUGAAAGCAACUUUGCUGGGUUGAGCAUAGCUGGCAUUCUCUAAUCUAGCCCUCUAAUCAUUGUCUUCUCUUCGCCCCGACAGAUACCUUCAAGAGGAAGAUGCAUCUGAGAAGAACACUGACACUGGGUACCCUCAUCUUCGUGAUCCUUCUGCUCCCUGAAAAAGGUGGAACUCCCAGAGAGAAUCUCCAAGUGACUGUGUUCCCUAGCAGCUUCAAGGAACUGGGACAGGCUGACACCCUGAUCUGUUCUAUUGCCAACUCUUCCCUGAUUCUCAGCAUCACAUGGCUGCACGACAGGGAGCCAGUGAUCGAAGGUGCAUUGGAGUCCAACUGCCUGCUUUGGUUUUACCAUCCUUUCUGCAAGUUUUAUAACCUCCUCAUCAGCUCCUCUGUCAGUGACUCUUUCAACCAUAAAAUGGACCAUUUGGGGCUUAAGAAGAUGCUUCUCGUGCAUUGGGAGCCUAGUGGAUUUAUCCAAAUACUGGAAGCUGCAGAAAUCCUGGGCUAUGUCCUAGGGAUGAUCAUGCUUCUCUGGAACUUCAUUCCAAUCAUCAUGUUUGUUAAAAGAAGCAUGUUCCCAACCAGAGAUCCUAUGCCUUGAUGGAACCCCCUGUGACUUGGAGAACUACUGCCAUGAAGAACUCAGUUCUCAUUGA
Molecule: messenger RNA, 728 nt
Organism: Tachyglossus aculeatus (Australian echidna)
Lineage: Eukaryota; Metazoa; Chordata; Mammalia; Monotremata; Tachyglossidae
Product: RLA class II histocompatibility antigen, DP alpha-1 chain-like
Exons: 3
Coding region: 170-673 (167 amino acids)
Biological process (GO): antigen processing and presentation of exogenous peptide antigen via MHC class II; positive regulation of T cell activation; peptide antigen assembly with MHC class II protein complex
Cellular component (GO): MHC class II protein complex
Molecular function (GO): MHC class II protein complex binding
Source: RefSeq, a predicted model, not a curated record